AGAAUCUUGACUCCUCUUUGUGCUCAAUAUCUAGCUUUCAACUUUUCUUAUUUGCGUAAAGAUUUUCCUUGGAAUGAUUAAUGAUUUGAACCUCACCAAUCACCACUACCACACCAAGUUCUUGCCUUAUUCUCAUGUUUAUGGUUGUUAUGUUAUAGUUGUAGUAGUUGGUGGUUUCAACGCCUCUGACUCUGACUCAUAUUAGUAAAACUUCACUUCCGUAUUCCAAUUCCAUUUGCUUUGUUGGGCUUUGUCAGUUAGCUGUGGAUAAGGAUUCUCUACCAACUAUUACGUCUCUUGAAUAUAUAGUUUGUGGGGUGUUCUUGGUUUCCUUUUGAUCAAUCAAAUGGGUAGUGACGAAGUGUUGAAUCAUUCUCUAAUGGUUUGUGUUCCACUCACAACACAACAAUCUGUUGAGCAGCUUGUGAAUGACAUGCAUCAGGCAAAGGCACAAGGUGCUGAUAUAGUGGAGAUUAGCCUUGACUCUAUCACCAACUUUCACCCUCUUCGUGACCUGAAAAUUAUUCUCACAAAUAAGCCACUGCCUGUGAUUAUUGUUAAUCGGCCGAAAUGGGAAGGUGGUUUAUAUGAGGGUGAUGAGAAUGUGCGGUUGGAAGCAUUACAGCUAGCUGUGGAAUUGGGGGCUGAAUUCGUAGACAUUGAGCUGAAGGCAGCUUCUUGUUUUAUGACCUUGGUGGAACAUAAAAGAAAUCAUAAUAAUUGUGGCAAAAUAAUUGUUUCCUGCUGUGUGGAUGGCAUCACCCCUCCAAAAGAAGAACUCCUUCAACUUGUUGCACUCAUGCAAGCUACUGGAGCAGAUAUCGUCAAACUUGUCACACAUGCAGCUGAUAUAACAGAAAUCACAAGAAUAUUUAGCUUGCUUCCCAUUUUUCAGGUACCAGUGAUUGCCUAUUCUGCUGGAGAAAGAGGAUUAAUAAGCCAGCUUCUGAGUCCAAAAUUUGGUGGUUUCUUUGUCUGUGGAUCAUUGGCUGGAAAUCCAAUUCCUGGACUGCCUUCUCUAGAAGGUCUUCGGGAAGCCUAUAAAUUGGAACAUGUAAAUGCAUAUACUAAAGUUAUUGGGCUCAUCUCAAAACCAGUUGGCCACAGCAAAGGCCCUAUGUUGCAUAAUCCUUCCUUCAGACAUGUAAACUAUAAUGGAAUCUAUGUCCCCAUGUUUGUUGAUGAUCUUAAAGAGUUCUUUAGCACCUAUCCAGGCCCUGACUUUACUGGUUUUAGUGUUGGAAUUCCAUAUAAGGAAGAAGUUGUGAAGUUUUGUGAUGAAGUCCAUCCACUUGCUCAGUCUAUAGGAGCUGUUAAUACUAUUAUAAGGAGACCAAGAGAUGGGAAGCUUGUUGGUUAUAAUACAGAUUGUGAGGGUUCAAUAACUGCAAUUGAGGAUGCACUCAUUGAGCAUGGUUGCAAUGAUGGUGGCUCACCCCUUACUGGACGAUUGUUUGUGCUAGUUGGUGCGGGUGGUGCAGGGAAAGCACUGGGAUUUGGUGCUAAAAGCAGAGGAGCUCGUGUAGUUAUCUUUGACAUUGAUUUUGAAAGAGCAAAAUCUCUUGCUUGUGCUGUACUUGGUGAAGCUAAGCCUUACAAAGAGUUGGUAAAGUUUCAGCCAGAGAAAGGGGCAAUACUUGCAAAUGCAACACCAUUAGGAAUGCAUCCCAACACAGACAGAAUUCCAGUGGCUGAGGCAACUUUGGGAAACUACCAAUUAGUCUUUGAUGCUGUCUAUACACCAAGAAGAACCACAUUACUGAAAGAUGCAGAUGCUGCAGGAGCAAUAACUGUGAGUGGGGUCGAAAUGUUCUUAAGGCAGGCUAUUGCUCAGUUCAAUCUCUUCACAGGUCUACAAGCACCUGAAAAAAUUAUGCGGGAAAUUGUUUUAUCCAAGUUUUGAAGGCGUUGCUUCCAUAAAUUGAUUGUACAAGUUGAGUGAGGGUGCGCCUAUGAAGAAGUUCAUACACAUCUCAUCUCAUAACAUCAUAUUUAAAAGAGAAAUGUACCUCAUUUUUAUUUGGGACUAAAACUGCAAUGCAAUAUACCAAAG
Abrus precatorius (Indian licorice) is the source of this 2053-nucleotide messenger RNA. RefSeq names its product bifunctional 3-dehydroquinate dehydratase/shikimate dehydrogenase, chloroplastic-like. Gene Ontology annotation, molecular function: 3-dehydroquinate dehydratase activity; shikimate 3-dehydrogenase (NADP+) activity. The record is from RefSeq and is a predicted model, not a curated record. Gene Ontology annotation, biological process: chorismate biosynthetic process; shikimate metabolic process. The transcript has 10 exons. Lineage: Eukaryota; Viridiplantae; Streptophyta; Magnoliopsida; Fabales; Fabaceae. Bases 347 to 1903 code for a protein of 518 amino acids.